Messenger RNA from Phycomyces blakesleeanus NRRL 1555(-), 636 nucleotides. RefSeq lists its product as hypothetical. Bases 1 to 636 code for a protein of 211 amino acids. The record is from RefSeq and is a predicted model, not a curated record. The transcript is spliced from 6 exons. NCBI's taxonomy places the organism in Eukaryota, Fungi, Mucoromycota, Mucoromycetes, Mucorales, Phycomycetaceae.
AUGGACAUUAACCAGAUCCUUUCCCUUCUCAAGACUAUCCCUCCAGCUCAACCGCCAGUUGUAGAACAGCCUCAAAUUCCAACUGCAAUCGACUUGGCCUUGAUCGAUCAAGAUGUAAUUGAUCAAGUGCGGAAUGAGUACUGGGCAAAACAAAAAGCGAGCGUAAAACAAGAAGAGGAGCAAGACAAUAGUCUUGAUAGUUUACUUGUAUCUCUUGCUUCAGCCACUUCAAUUACGCCUGACGUGCUGGGAGCUGUAGCUAGGAUGGUUAAGGAGACAGAUAUUCUAGAUAUAGUGAAAGAAAUGAAGGACAGACAGGAUCAAAAGGAACAGGAAAUGUUUGAACACAGGCAAUCGAUAGAAGAACGCCAGAAGAAGGAACGAAACGGACUAUUUGCCAGAGAGUUGAUAGGUGCAUGUAAACCAGAAGAAUUGGAGACUCUCGAAGAGAAGAUAAAAUGUGAAUUAGAGCAAGUCGAUCGACAUGUCCUGCGUAGUAUGGAUAGGGAGCGAGCUAGACAGCAAAUAAUCCUCGAAAAACGCAAGGUCCCGUUUUUUCGGGUAACCGACAAGCCGAGUGAAAUGAAGAUGCAGCAAAAGAUGCUUUCUAUCCUGCUGGACAUGAUAAAUGAAUAA